GGGGGGAGCCUGAGAGCCUGGGGGGGCUGCAAAAAGAGAGAAAGAAAACAGCAGGAACCACAACAAAACGCCAGCAGGGCGGGCGGGCGCGCAGCAGCAGCGGGGCGGCCGAGGCAGUAACGGCGGCGGCAGCGGCGGCGGCACAGGCAGAGGCCGGUGCCCGGCUCGGGCUCGGCUCCGGCGACCCCGGGGCGCCCGGUGGGCCCCCCGCCCCCUCCCCCUCCCCCCUUCCCCUUCCCCUUCCCUUCCCAGCGCUCCCGCGCGCCCCGCGGCCCUCGGCGAGCAGCUCGGCUCCCCCCAGCUCUCCCCGGGCCCAAAGAUAUGGCAAUGGUAGUUAGCAGCUGGCGAGAUCCGCAGGACGACGUGGCCGGGGGCAACCCCGGCGGCCCCAACCCCGCAGCGCAGGCAGCCCGCGGCGGCGGCGGCGGCGAGCAGCAGCAGGCGGGCUCCGGCGCACCGCACACGCCGCAGACCCCGGGCCAGCCCGGAGCGCCCGCCACCCCCGGCACGGCGGGGGACAAGGGCCAGGGCCCGCCCGGUUCGGGCCAGAGCCAGCAGCACAUCGAGUGCGUGGUGUGCGGGGACAAGUCGAGCGGCAAGCACUACGGCCAAUUCACCUGCGAGGGCUGCAAAAGUUUCUUCAAGAGGAGCGUCCGCAGGAACUUAACUUACACAUGCCGUGCCAACAGGAACUGUCCCAUCGACCAGCACCACCGCAACCAGUGCCAAUACUGCCGCCUCAAGAAGUGCCUCAAAGUGGGCAUGAGGCGGGAAGCGGUUCAGCGAGGAAGAAUGCCUCCAACCCAGCCCAAUCCAGGCCAGUACGCACUCACAAACGGGGACCCCCUCAAUGGCCACUGCUACCUGUCCGGCUACAUCUCGCUGCUGCUGCGCGCAGAGCCCUACCCCACGUCUCGUUAUGGCAGCCAGUGCAUGCAGCCCAACAACAUCAUGGGCAUCGAGAACAUCUGCGAGCUGGCCGCGCGCCUCCUCUUCAGCGCCGUCGAGUGGGCCCGCAACAUCCCCUUCUUCCCGGAUCUGCAGAUCACCGACCAGGUGUCUCUGCUACGCCUCACCUGGAGCGAGCUGUUCGUGCUCAACGCGGCCCAGUGCUCCAUGCCCCUGCACGUGGCGCCGCUGCUGGCUGCUGCCGGCCUCCACGCCUCGCCCAUGUCCGCGGACCGCGUCGUGGCCUUCAUGGACCACAUCCGCAUCUUUCAGGAACAGGUGGAGAAGCUCAAGGCGCUGCACGUCGACUCUGCCGAGUACAGCUGCCUCAAAGCCAUCGUGCUGUUCACGUCAGACGCUUGUGGCCUGUCGGAUGCUGCCCACAUCGAAAGCCUGCAGGAGAAAUCGCAGUGUGCACUGGAGGAAUAUGUGAGGAGCCAAUAUCCCAACCAGCCCAGUCGCUUUGGCAAACUGCUGCUGCGAUUGCCCUCUCUUCGUACAGUGUCCUCCUCUGUCAUCGAGCAGCUCUUCUUCGUCCGCUUGGUAGGUAAAACCCCCAUCGAAACUCUCAUCCGGGAUAUGCUGCUGUCUGGGAGCAGUUUCAACUGGCCUUACAUGUCCAUCCAGUGUUCCUAGACUCUGGGCAUUUCCACCUGCUCCUGGCCCCCACCCCCUAGAGACUAAGAGGACUCACCCAGACCAAGGACUCCAAAGCCUUGGGAUGCUGGUAGGAUGGACCAGACAGGCCAGACAGAGGGGAGGAGGCUGGGGACAAGGGCAGCCAACUCUGCAGCAAGGCAGCCUAAGCUGCGAACUAGGAGGAAAAGAGACUUAUUUAGGGUCUGAUCUAUUAUGUAAGUAUAUUGGAAAGGAAAAAGAAAAAAGGACCUCAUGUCUGGUGAGAAAAUGGCAACAAAUUUUUCGGAGAGAGGACCUUGAGAAAUUUAAUAAAAUCGAAGGAUUCUAAUGGACCUUCCAGGAUUUAUUGUGGAUGGAUGUGGAUAUAUUCUGUACAGAAAACAACUCAUAUGGGAGCGGACUGAAUUCUAUGUAGAAACACACACACACUGAACAUUGUUAUUCAUUUUGUAAAAUACUAGUCUUUAUUUUCAUUUUUUGUAAAAUUUAAACAUCGUAUGCACAUAAAGAAAAAAGGAACAAGAUUAGGGGAAAAUAACAUUUUCCAAAUAAUUAUAAAAAAUGUCCUGUGUCUAUGUAUCUAUAUCUGUUUUGUAUUUUUUUCUGGUUCCAAACCAGAUUUCCUGUGAUUCUAUACUAAUAAUUUUUGAUAUAACCCUUUGCUUCUUACAAUGAGUGCGAUAUAUGUUGUCGAGGCUGUUCUUCAAGAAUUAAAAUUGAAGUGAAAAUUUAAACAAAAAUAAAAGAAUUUAGCAAAACCCAUGUGUCUGG
Molecule: messenger RNA, 2358 nt
Organism: Microtus oregoni (creeping vole)
Lineage: Eukaryota; Metazoa; Chordata; Mammalia; Rodentia; Cricetidae
Gene: Nr2f1
Product: nuclear receptor subfamily 2 group F member 1
Exons: 3
Coding region: 322-1584 (420 amino acids)
Biological process (GO): negative regulation of transcription by RNA polymerase II; anatomical structure development; cell differentiation
Molecular function (GO): nuclear receptor activity; zinc ion binding; RNA polymerase II cis-regulatory region sequence-specific DNA binding
Source: RefSeq, a predicted model, not a curated record